AUGGAGAAGCUUAAGGAUGAAGUUGAAGCUCAUCAGAGGUCUCAGCUGAAGGUGGGAGGACCAUCUGGGUCCAUGAGCAGACACGAUGACAGGAGGAAGCCAUACUCUAGGCCUCAGCCACAAGGGCCUAGGAGGAGGGCAUGCCAUAGAUGCGGCCAGGUGGGCCACUUCAUCAAGGAUUGCCCGGUUGACAGGAGCACAGUGUCGAGGCCUUCACCACAGCCUCAGUCACAACCAUCGGGGAGAGGUGCGAGACCACAGGCGGCGGGUCGGGUGUACACUGUCACUAGUGCCGAGGCAGCUGGAUCAGGUAACCUUAUCAUCGGGUCUUGUGUGAUAGUUGGUAGGAGCUUGCAUGUUCUGUUUGAUUCGGGGGCGACACAUUCUUUUGUGUCGAAAUCUAGAGUGGUGGAGUUGGGUCUUCCGGUGAAGGAGCUCUAA
Molecule: messenger RNA, 441 nt
Organism: Vigna unguiculata (cowpea)
Lineage: Eukaryota; Viridiplantae; Streptophyta; Magnoliopsida; Fabales; Fabaceae
Biological process (GO): proteolysis
Molecular function (GO): nucleic acid binding; zinc ion binding; aspartic-type endopeptidase activity
Source: RefSeq, a predicted model, not a curated record